Messenger RNA from Lycium ferocissimum, 1859 nucleotides. Its product is annotated as sister chromatid cohesion protein SCC4. Bases 198 to 1841 code for a protein of 547 amino acids. The transcript has 10 exons. The record is from RefSeq and is a predicted model, not a curated record. Gene Ontology annotation, molecular function: double-stranded DNA binding. NCBI's taxonomy places the organism in Eukaryota, Viridiplantae, Streptophyta, Magnoliopsida, Solanales, Solanaceae. Gene Ontology annotation, biological process: mitotic sister chromatid cohesion; maintenance of mitotic sister chromatid cohesion. Gene Ontology annotation, cellular component: chromatin; SMC loading complex.
AAUUACAUGAGCAUUGGAGUAUUAAACGGGGUAGAUACCGGUCUUUGCGAGACCCCAACUUGUAAAAAGGGUCCAAAAGAGAGGGAUUUAGAUGUGUUAAGCGUCCCAUUGAUUUCAUUGCGCGGGUUGACCCAGAUAGAUAGUUAAGUCCCGAAUUUGAAAUUCCACCAAAUUGGAAGCGAGUGGUGAGUGAAUGAAUGGAAGGAGUAGCGGAGGGGCUUUGGGGACUGGCAGAUUAUGAGGAGAAGAAGGGAGAAAUUGGAAAAGCGGUGAAAUGCUUGGAAGCUAUAUGUCAAUCCCAAGUUUCUUUCCUUCCUAUUAUAGAGGUUAAAACUCGACUCCGCAUUGCUACUCUCCUACUCAAGCACACCAAUAAUGUCAACCAUGCCAAAUCCCACCUCGAACGCUCUCAAUUGCUGUUGAAGUCCAUUCCGUCGUGCUUUGAACUCAAAUGCAGAGCAUAUAGCUUGUUGAGCCAGUGUUACCAGCUAGUGGGGGCUAUUCCUUCACAAAAGCAGAUACUGAACAAGGGUUUGGAACUUAUUACAACUUCUGAAGAUGGGUUUUCCGGGAGGUUAUGGUACUGUAACUUCAAUUCUCAGCUAGCAAAUGCUCUUACAAUUGAGGGAGAUCAUCAUGGUUCAAUUUCCGCACUGGAAAACGGCCUAAUGUGUGCAACUCAAAUGUGCUAUCCAGAGUUACAGAUGUUUUUUGCAACUUCGAUUUUGCAUGUGCACCUCAUGCAAUGGGAGAAUGACAGUUCCGUUCAAGAUGCUGUCAACGGAUGCAAUAUAAUAUGGGAAUCUAUUGAAUCAGAAAAAAGACAGCAAUGCCUUGGUUUGCUAUUUUACAACGAGCUGUUGCAUGUAUUUUAUCUACUCCGGAUAUGCGACUACAAGAAUGCUGUUCAACAUGUUGACAAAUUGGAUGCUGCCAUGAAGUCUGAUUUACAGAGGAGGCAACAGAUCAAGGAACUGACUAAGGAGCUUGAUGCAGUGAAUGAAAGUCUCUCUCGUUCUGAUUUAAAUUACAGAGACAGAUCUGCUCUUUCUGGAAAACAAGCUCACCUUGAGGAGCAACUUAAUAACUUAACAGGAACUGACAAAGAAUUUUCUGAACCGAUAUACUUUGGAAGUGUGAGACGGACUUGGGAAGACAAGCUUGAAUUGGCAUCACCUCCUAUUGAUGGAGAAUGGCUACCUAAAGGUGCUAUAUAUGCAUUGGUAGACCUUACAGUAGUUGUUUUUAACCGUCCCAAAGGACUUUUUAAAGAGUGCUUGAAGAGGAUUCAGUCUGGCCUGCAAACUAUUCAAGAGCAGCUGAAAAAGCUUGGGAUUGUUGAUGGAGUGAGAGAAGUGGAUUUGCAACACUCUGCUAUUUGGAUUGCUAGCGUCUAUUUGAUGCUUCUCAUGCACUUGCUUGAAAACAAAGUAGCAGUUGAUCUAACACGUUCUGAUUUUGUUGAAGCGCAAGAGGCAUUGGUGCAGAUGAGAAAUUGGUGUAUUCGCUUUCCAACAAUUUUACAAGCUUGUGAGUGUGUUAUUGAAAUGCUUAGAGGACAGUAUGCACAUUGUGUUGGCUGCUAUGAUGAAGCAAUUUAUCAUUUCCUUGAAGCUUCGAGGCUAAGUGAGAACAAAUCAAUGCAAGCCAUGUGCUGUGUGUAUGCCGCAAUAUCUUACAUCUGCAUGGGAGAUGCUGAAUCCUCAGCAAAGGCCCUUGAUCUGAUUGGACCAGUAUUAGGAGUGAUGGAUUCUUUCACAGGAGUGCGAGAGAAAACGAGUGUCCUUCUUGCCCAUGGGUUUCUACUGAUGAGGCAGCAAAAUCUACAAGAAGCAAGGUAGAUCUCUAAAACAAAAAUG